Messenger RNA from Colletotrichum truncatum, 1665 nucleotides. RefSeq lists its product as uncharacterized. NCBI's taxonomy places the organism in Eukaryota, Fungi, Ascomycota, Sordariomycetes, Glomerellales, Glomerellaceae. The record is from RefSeq and is a predicted model, not a curated record.
AUGGCCGUCUUCCCUCACUUCAGCCCUGACCCCUCCACGCCGCUCCUCGCGCAAUGCCAGUUCAUAGUCCAGCGCAUCACCAUCCUCCUCUCCGAGCUUGACCAGCUCAAAGCCGCCAUCGAACGUCGCCCGGCAUCCGGCCACAAGCCGCUGCAAUGGAACCAAGCGGUUCCCGGGCUGGGCUUCUUUGAACGGCUCAUCGUCUCGGAAAAGAAGCACAUGGAAAAGAUGGUGCAAUCGUACGACACUGAUCUCAACGACGCCGUCGACAUUGAAGAGCUGGAUAGCAAAGUGCGUCUGCGGCUGGACGCGUGUAACUACAAAUUCUACGAGACGGUGUGGGAGGUCACGAAGCGGUGCUGCGAUUUGACGGGCAUGCGAAGGGAGCUGGCGUACAAGACGAAGAAGGGUAAGAGCGUCAGCGCGGUCAUCGAUCUCGUGGUCAACGGCGGCGCGGACUGGAUCAAAGUCGUCACCACGACGGAGCGGAGGUUGUUUUACGAAAUGGCCGAUGCGGGGUGGGACUGGGAGGAGGAUUUCGAGGACGACGAGGCCGACGAGGCGAUGUUGAGCGUGCUGCGGGACGAAACGGAGGAUAGCAUCGAAGUGGCCAAGGUCGCGAGGCACAUGGUCGCCGCCGCGAGGACGUCGUAUCAGGAUUACCGCCGCCCGAGGGUGCGCAUUCUCAUGUCGCGGAUCGAGGAGGGGAAGAACGAGCACGUUGACCAUCUGCUGCGUCUGGUGAGGAAGAUGGGCGGCGACGAUGUGGAACUCGUCGUGGAGACGGCCAACGGGCCGGGCAUCCUUACGGAAACGACGCCCUCUUUCGACCAGGCGGUCUCGAACCUCAUCAACACGGACUACUACAAGGAUUUCACGGACACGUUGAACGUGGACUGUUCCGUCUUCAUGGCUUUGUCUUCGGAUUUCAGUCACAUGGACAUCGGCCCGGAUUCGGAACUCCUGAGGUCGAAACAGCACCGGAUCGACGCCACAGACGAGUUUGAGAACGGGCCGAGGCUGGUGAACACGCUUUACCCCGCCAUGACGGGCCGCAAGCUUGUGUGCACGAAAGAGGCGGCGGACACGUUUUUGAAAAUUGUGUAUGAGAUUGGCACGGACACGGAGCAGGCGAGGACGCGAAUCAUGUUCGACGACGUCGACGCCGCUGCGGAUCCCGACGAGGACCGCCGGAGACGCAUCGCAGAGUUGCAGAAACUGUCCACGCACGCCGUACCAGAGGACCUCCAGCUGCCUAUCGAUAUUGUCGGCAGCGUAUCGUGGGACGACGCGCAGCGCAUGGUUGAACGGGGCGAGCUGCCCAGGGUCGCGCUCGCCGUCGGCCAGAAGGGUUCCGGCCUGAACGCCAUGAACGUAUCUUCCUUCUUGUACGGGUGGAAAGCGGGAUACACGACCAUCACGUCCAACUGGGAUGCCGCCAAGAGGCUGAGGACGGCCAUCGAGACGAACAGGAUCACGGGCGACGAGGUCGGGCCGCAUAUCUGGCGGAUACCGUUUUCGAGGAAGCUGCUCGCGAAGCCAAAGGCCCCUAGUGCACCCAGCGGACGGCUGAAGAGCAGGCAGGAAAGGAAGGUCGAGAAGGAAAAGUCUCUGGAGAGCUGGAUUUCUGACGCAAAGGGGCAGAACCCGGACGCACUGGAAUAA